ACACAGCAAAAAUACUUAGUUUCAUCUUGCUCCUUGAGAAGAUGCACUGUAACACGUACUUCUUGAUCAUCAUCGUUUUGGAUUGAAGAAAAUUUAACAGUAUGCCGGUGGGAGAGGUGUUUCUGGGUGCGUUCCUGAAAGUGCUGUUGGACAGACUUGCCUCCCGAGAGUUGUUGGAAUUUGCAGACUGAGAGGGACUUCGUUCUCGGAUUGUCGAAUGAGAAAAAAAGUCGCUGAUGAUUGGAGAUGUUCUCCAAGAUGCCAAAAAAAACAGAUCAAAAGUUAUGCUCUCAAAACCUAGUUAGAAGAUUUGAGAGACUUCGCUUGCGAUGUGGAGGAUCUACUUGAUGAGUGCGCUACUGAAGCUUUGCGGCGUAAGUUGAUGGCCGAGCCCCAAGCUACUACCAGCGAGGGAGGAGGAAAUAAACCAGCUAGUUGAAUCGAUCUUAGCCGAUAAUGAAAGAGGUGAGGCAUUUGGUGUAAUUCCCAUCGUUGGGAUGGGAGGGAUUGGGAAGACAACCUUGGCUCCACAUGUCUUCAAUCAUGAAAAGAUCCUUCGCCGUUCGUCAUCCGUUUCCAAAAACGGAGGGUACUGCGUGGAUCAGAAGAGAAAACUCUACACUUUUAGUGGAUCGGAUCGUCGUUUCGGAGAGUUUCGGGUUUUCCCAAGAAUCGAGGUUUUCGGGAUCUUGAGUUGUCGUUUUGGACCGUUUUCGUACGAAGUUUCAUUUUGAAUAUAAGGUCCAUCCGUGCGUCGGUCCUAGUAGAUAAAAGGACUAGGGAGGUUAUUUUGGUUAGCUUACGAUGGAAUCCAGGGAUAUCACUGCCAAUAUAGGUGGCAGUAGUAGUGAGGGUGCCGGCCCCGAGGCUGGUAACGACUCUACUAGUGUGUUACGUGAAUUCGCACAGCAGCUUAUGGCUGAGGUAGUGCGUACGAAUAGAGGGCAGGAUCGUCCUAUGACUGAGUUGGGUUGCUCUAUUGAGCAGUUCACCAGAUUGAAGCCCUCUGCUUUUGUGGGCGGUACAGAUCCAGUUCGUGCUGAGAAUUGGAUCCAGGAGAUCGAGAAGAUCUUAGGUGUGUUAAACUGCACUGAAAAGCAGAAAGUCACCUUCGCCACGUUCAAGUUGGCAGGGGAGGCUGAGAGAUGGUGGGGGUCGGUAAAGCAGAUGGAGGAGCACCGACCGAUACCGAUAGUGUUGACAUGGGCCCGAUUCAAAGAGCUCUUCUUUGAACGUUAUUUUCCGGCCACAAUGAGAAAUGCGAAAAUGGAGGAAUUUAUGAAUUUGACGCAGGGUUCACUGACAGUGCAGCAGUACGCUGCCAAGUUCCAGGAGCUGUCUCGAUUUGCUCCAUUCGUGAUUCCUGAUGAAGCAAAGAAGGCUUGGAAGUUUCAGAGGGGUCUGAGGAGCGAGAUCCGUAAGCAGACGGCGAUUCUGCAGUUACAGGAUUUUGCUACGUUGGUUGAUAAAGCCACGGUAGCAGAGGAGUGUUUACUAGAGGAUGCAGAGGUUUAGGUUACGAAGAAGAGGCCAGCGCCUCCUAAUUAUUCAUCGGGGGCAGGACAGAGUAAAUGGAAGAAAAAUAGUAGUGGCACGUCCCAGAAUGCCGCAAGUGUUCCACAUUGCUCUUUAUGUGGUAAGAAACACCAGGGGCAGUGUUGGUUGUCUACGGGAGCCUGUAUGCGGUGUGGUAGACAAGGACAUCAGAUGAGAGACUGUCCGAGGCAGAGGAAUGAUGGAGUCACACAGAAGCAAUACAGAGGGAAUGCUCCGACACAGCGUGGUGGUCAGCAGGGGGGUACUGCCCAGGCUAGGGUAUAUUCUCUGA
Molecule: messenger RNA, 1828 nt
Organism: Malania oleifera
Lineage: Eukaryota; Viridiplantae; Streptophyta; Magnoliopsida; Santalales; Ximeniaceae
Exons: 6
Coding region: 805-1515 (236 amino acids)
Source: RefSeq, a predicted model, not a curated record